AUGAAUUCCACCCUGCAACAAUUUCCCCUUCCGCCUUUCUCACCUCUCAACAUCAACACCCAUUCCAACACCUACAACUCCUCAUCCUCCCGACGUCCAUCCAGCCAGACCUCCAGCACACCCAGCUCACGAACCACCUCGCCGCCCGCUUCACCAACCUUCACUCUGCGUCGGCGUCACCAGCUCACCAGCCAGGCCUCCCCACACCAUCUCUUCAAUCUCUCCUUCCACCCAACCGCCUCUUCCAUCGCUACCAACCCUGGAAAUGAAUACCGGCCUCUCCAUACUGUGGAGAAUCACCAUGACGACUUCCACGGGAAUGCACAGUAUUCUAUCAACUCAUCGCGCGGGGACGUGAGCCGUCCCCCGACUUCAGUCCUCCGUGGUCGAUCCUCUCUGAUGGUCCUCCGACGACGCCCUUCGGCUGUGGACCGGGCCUUGAGUGAGGAACGAUAUCGUUGUGAUGAGGAUGCGAUCGAGAGGCAAGGGUUGAAUCUCAUGGAGCCUCGGCCCGUGGAUAUGCAAUUGCCCAUCAGCAUGUUGACGGGGGAGACGAGCUUGUUCCACUGUCGGUCUCCGUCCGCAUCCAGUGCUCAAUCAGAGCUAGAUGGUCUCUCGGCCCCGGCUCAACACCCUCGCUUUGUGAUGGGGGGCAUCUUUGAAGUCAUGGAGGGCCGAGCAUAG
This is a messenger RNA of Penicillium oxalicum, 684 nucleotides long. RefSeq lists its product as uncharacterized. The record is from RefSeq and is a predicted model, not a curated record. NCBI's taxonomy places the organism in Eukaryota, Fungi, Ascomycota, Eurotiomycetes, Eurotiales, Aspergillaceae. The transcript has a single exon. Bases 1 to 684 code for a protein of 227 amino acids.